Messenger RNA from Daldinia caldariorum, 531 nucleotides. RefSeq lists its product as uncharacterized. Bases 97 to 444 code for a protein of 115 amino acids. NCBI's taxonomy places the organism in Eukaryota, Fungi, Ascomycota, Sordariomycetes, Xylariales, Hypoxylaceae. The transcript is spliced from 4 exons. The record is from RefSeq and is a predicted model, not a curated record.
CGUCUUCCAGUUACAGCUCUUACACAUACACACCUACUACCCGAAAGGUAAUAAUAAUAAUAUUGGCUUGAGUCCUCUUCUUGUCUUCAAGAAAGCAUGGGCUCGAUCAAUAAGCAAAUCUCGCGUUACGAGACAACCGCAGUGUACACACACCCUGAUGCCAAGGUAGAUAUCGUUCUCGUCCAUGGACUCAACGGCGAUCCGCAGAAGACAUGGACGGCCAAGAAUAACGUCUUCUGGCCUACCGACUUACUUCCAACUUCCCUCAGAGAUGCCCGCGCGAAUAUCCUCGUCUAUGGAUAUAAUGCCGAUGUAUACUCGAAGAAGCACGGGUCAACCCCGAGCGAUAACUUCAUUUACGUACAUGCGCAGACAUUACCUAGGCGGGAUCUUGGUGAAGCGCGCUCUUUUAUAUUCCAACGACCUAAGGUCCUCGCAGCAUGAAGACUACCGAUCUAUAUAUGUAUCUACUUUGAGAGCAGAAAUGCGCCAGGCUAUAGAACUAUAGCUACCGCCCUUAGAGAUUGGGUU